Molecule: messenger RNA, 2358 nt
Organism: Macrobrachium nipponense
Lineage: Eukaryota; Metazoa; Arthropoda; Malacostraca; Decapoda; Palaemonidae
Product: myosin heavy chain, clone 203-like
Exons: 1
Coding region: 1-2358 (785 amino acids)
Source: RefSeq, a predicted model, not a curated record
AUGUCUAAAUACUUAUCUAUGUGUAGUGCAUUCAUUAAUGAUCUGGCCCGCAUUCCUCUUGGAGUCGGGAAUUUAUCUACUUUAUAUGAAGGCCUGCAAGUAGGCUUUGUUGCGAGCUUCCUUCGUAGGAAUUGGUUCGCUGGAGUCCUUGCAGGUAUUGCAGGAAAUUUAUAUUAUAAUCUUCAAAAGGACAGAACGGCACCUAAAUCUGAAAAGGACGAAAAUCUGAAGAUUCGUGGUGCAGUGAGCUUCUGGCGGAACGUCUCAGACAACUGGGAAACUCUUUAUCACUUGGAGGAACAAAAGAAUCUGGAACUGAAACAAGAAAUCGGAUACAAGACAGCGGCUGAGGAAGGCCUCCAACAGAGGGUCUACGAUUUGGAAAAAUGUUUAGCCGAAGAAAAAUUACGCCAUUUAGAAGAUGUACUGGAUAUGGACAAGCAAAUAAAAAUGGCGGAAGAAAAGCUCCUAGAGAAAAAUGAAGAAAAUACAGACUUGAAGAACCUCAAUGAGGGAAAGUCACUUUUAAUAUCAAGAAAAACAAGGGAGAUUGACGAAUUGAAAUUAGACUUGGAGACUCUGAAUAAGAAGUUGAAAAACGACCUGGAAACCUUUGCUUGUGAGAAGGAAGACCUUCUGAGACGCCUGCUGGGACAGGAGGCACUUCUGAAGGAAUUGUCGGAAAGGGAAUGGCACAAAACCGAAGAAAAUGAAAAGCCUGACGAGAAAAUAAAUGAGAAGAGCAUCGGCGAAUUGGUAGAGGAAUCACGUCAUACUGUAACUCUGACGAAUUUGGACAAGGAUCGCCUAAUGGAAGAGAAUGAGAGGCUUCUAGAAGAAAUUGAGAAGAAGGAGGAGGAAAAUACAGGACUGAGAAAGCAAAUAGAGACCUUGGAAAUUGAGAACCAGGAAUUCGAAUGUAUUAUCCACGAGUGGCAUAAUCAUGCAAUUUCUCUCGAGCAAAGUAUUGAGAAAUUGCAGAAUGGAAGCCAGAACCUGCAGAAGGGGAGUGAGGAACUGAAGUCAAUUGAGAAGGAGACAGAAAAUACACAACUGAGAAAGCAAAUAGAAACCUUGGAAAAUGAGAAACAGGCACUCGAAUUUAUUAUCGACGAGUGGCAUAGGCAUGCAGCUGCUCUUGGGCAGAGAAUUGAAGAAUUGCAGAAUGGAGGCCAGAACUUGGAAAAUCAAAACCAGAACCUCCUAUUUUAUAACUACGAGUGGCAUAGGCAUGCAGCUGCUCUCGGGCAGAGAAUUGAAGAAUUGCAGAAUGCAAUCGAGGACCUGCAGGAGCAGAAUGAGGAACUGGAGCUUUCUAAUAUGGAAAAUGAGGGGUUAAUACAGUUACUAAAUGCCCACCUCUCAGUUCAGCAUCAGGCGAUCAUAGCUGCUUAUACCAGCAUGGCUGAGAUGCAAGCCAACAACUUGCAGAAGGAGAAUGGGGAACUGAAGUCAUCAAUUGAGAAGGAGACGGAAAAUACAAGACUGAGAAACCAGAUAGAGAUCUUGGAAAACAAGAACCAGGAACUCCUAUUUUAUAACUACGAGUGGCAUAAGCAUGCAGCUGUUCUUGGGCAGAGAAUUGAAGAAUUGCAGAAUGCAAUCGAGGACCUCCAGGAGGGGAAUGGGGAACUUAAGUUAAUUGAGAAGGAGACGGAACAUACACGACUAAGAAAGCAAAUAGAGACCUUGGAAAUUGAGAACCAGGAAUUCGAAUGUAUUAUUCACGAGUGGCAUAACCAUGCAAUUGCUCUCGAGCAAAGAAUUGAGAAAUUGCAGAAUGGAAGCCAGAACGUGAAGAAGGGGAGUGAGGAACUGAAGUCAAUUGAGAAGGAGGCGGAAAAUACACAACUGAGAAAGCAAAUAGAAACCUUGGAAAAUGAGAAACAGGCACUCGAAUUUAUUAUCGACGAGUGGCAUAGGCAUGCAGCUGCUCUUGGGCAGAGAAUUGAAGAAUUGCAGAAUGGAAGCCAGAACUUGGAAAAUCAAAACCAGAACCUCCUAUUUUAUAACUACGAGUGGCAUAGGCAUGCAGCUGCUCUCGGGCAGAGAAUUGAAGAAUUGCAGAAUGCAAUCGAGGACCUGCGGGAGCAGAAUGAGGAACUGGAGCUUUCUAAUAUGGAAAAUGAGGGGAUAAUACAGUUACUAAAUGCCCACAACACAGUUCAGCAUCAGGCGAUCAUAGCUGCUUAUACCAGCAUGGCUGAGAUGCAAGCCAAGAUGACCAAACAGGGAAUAGAAGAGGUGGAUGAAGUUCUCGAUAGCGAUGGUGAGGAGUCUGAUGAUACUGAAAACACUUCUGGACACGGUGGAAGUAGUCAAGGCUCAGCAGUAUCGGAAGAUAAGCUACGAGAAUGA